UCAAUAAAAUGUUUUCAUUUAAAAUAUUAAACCACUUACAAACAAAUUAAGCCACCAGCCACCCCCCCCAAAACACCCCACAGUUUAAAAAUACACACUAUAAAUCAUUGAAGGGCACCACAGGGCUGUACUAAUACAGCCUAUGCUUGUAGAACUUGAGUUUUAAUGUCUAGGCUGAUAUACAGAUUUGGUGCAAGCAUAUGGAAAGCUCAGUGUUCCUUUUGCUAAUAUUCACAAGCUCACCCUACAAUUUAUGGGAACAUGCAAGAGGCCCAGAAUAUCUAAACUAUUUUGAAACAGAAGAAUAAAUUUGGAAGAUUUACAUUAGCUGCCAUUAACCUUGCUACAAAAUUAUACCACCCAAAAGAGUAGUAUUGGCACAAUGAUAGACCAUAAGUCAACUGAAUAAAAUUGAAGAGCCUCAAGAGAAACCCUGACAUUUAUGAUCAAUGCAUAAGCAUAUGAGGAUAGUUUAAUGGAGAAAGAGUAGUAUAUUGACUAAAUGCUGCUGGAAGGUUGAGACAACCAUGUCCAGAAUAAUUAAGUUGGACACUUUGUGCAUACUGUAUAAACACUCUGGAGCAAAUGGAAGAGUUAAAAGUUGUAUAAUUCGCCAUUUCUGUGAGAACCGGGAAGGAUGCUGGUGUAGAGGACAUUCACUACCAUGAGUUCUGGUGCAUUGCCAAAACCUCAGAUGCAUGGUCUUCUGGCCAAGCGCCUGCAGGUUCACAUUGUUGGUGCAUUCAUUAUGGCCCUGGGAGUUGCUGCUUCCUAUAAGUUUGGUGUGGCUGAACCUAGAAAGAAUUAUGACUCUAUGAAGGACUUUGAAGAGAUGAGGAAGGCUGGUAUCUUCCAGAGUGUGAAGUGACAUCAGAAUGUACAGAAUUCUUUGGAUUGCACUCCAUAGAAGUUCAUUGUUGACCUGUGUUCCUGAACUAUGAAACACGAAUAUGUGGGCUAAGGAGUAGUUUACCUCAAUAAACAAUUAACAAUUUUAUGGACAAAACAAUGCUCUAUAACUCUUAGGAGGAAAUGUAGAUAUUAAUCUUUUAAAGUAUGAGUUUGGAAAUGAUUUCCUUUUUUAAUGCAAGUCAAAAGUAAUAAAAGAUAAUACAAACAGGUUGGACUUCAUCAAAAUGAGAAGAAGAGGAGGAGAAGGAAGAAGAAAAAGAAGAAACAUAUUGCAAAUUAUACCAUUAAGAAUGUGAAACAAGCCGGGUGGUGGCACACAUCUUUAAUCCCAGCACUUGAGAGGCAGAGCCAGGCA
Molecule: messenger RNA, 1267 nt
Organism: Peromyscus leucopus (white-footed mouse)
Lineage: Eukaryota; Metazoa; Chordata; Mammalia; Rodentia; Cricetidae
Product: cytochrome c oxidase subunit 6C-like
Exons: 1
Coding region: 665-868 (67 amino acids)
Source: RefSeq, a predicted model, not a curated record